Messenger RNA from Teleopsis dalmanni, 2846 nucleotides. RefSeq names its product mitochondrial sodium/calcium exchanger protein-like. Gene Ontology annotation, biological process: intracellular calcium ion homeostasis; monoatomic cation transport; transmembrane transport. Lineage: Eukaryota; Metazoa; Arthropoda; Insecta; Diptera; Diopsidae. The transcript has 13 exons. Gene Ontology annotation, molecular function: calcium:sodium antiporter activity. Gene Ontology annotation, cellular component: membrane. The record is from RefSeq and is a predicted model, not a curated record. Bases 326 to 2038 code for a protein of 570 amino acids.
UUUGCAAUGGUACGGGAAAUAUAAAUAAUAGUGUAUGGUAAUCAAUUUCUAUAUAUACUCUGCCAACACCCUUCAGUUUAUGGGCUUCAGAUAAAUUGGAAUAUGCUGAGACCAUUUAAUUAACUGGGUAAUUUUAAAAAAAAAUAAAUGCGUCUCCGCAAUCAAUUUCUAUAUAUAAUCUGCUAACACCCUUCAGAUAAAUUUAAAUUUUGAAAAUAGAAUUGAAGGGAAACAACUGAGAUCUGGAUAAUCUAAAAUUAACUACGCAAUUUUAUGGCUGCUAAAUACAAACAAAGAAAACUUGAACAAGAAUAAAUAAAACAAAAUGGCUUUGACAGAAGAAUUAAUAAUUCCCUAUAUGGAUAUGGGGGCUUACCCAGCCUGUUCAAAUGUACGAUGGGUCGAAUAUCCUGGACGUUGUAAUUAUGUGAAAUUAACUGCGGAAUGCACUAGUGUUGGCUCAUUUGUAGAUUACGUGAAUCUAUAUUACUGUAUUCUUGAACCAUUGUCACCGUUUCAAGAAUUUCUUGCUAUGAGCACUGUAUUUCUAACAUGUAUAGUAAUAUUUUUUAUAUUAAAUAUUACAGCUGACAGGUUCUUUUGCCCAGCACUCAAAGUAAUAGCCACGGUAUUCGGUAUGAGUGAACAUUUAGCCGGUGUCACCCUAGUGGCUUUUGGUAAUGGAUCACCAGACUUGUUUUCUACUUUAAGCUCAGUACGCGAUUUUUCACGUGCAAUAUUCUCCGAUAUGACUGGCGGUGCAAUAUAUGUUGUCAACUUUGUUGCAGGACUUAUAUGUGUUUUUGCACCAUUUCAAAUGCAAGGUUAUAAUAUUCUUCGGGAUGUGUCCUUCCUCACAUUAGCGUUCUUAUAUAUUGAGUACGCUAUAAUUUCAGAUGGCAAAGUUACUACAAAAGAAAGUACUAGAAUGUUAAUAAUUUAUUUUACAUACUUAACUAUUAUUCUUUUUGAUCAGUACCUACUUAAAAGAGGAAUCUCACGAUUAGAAAAAAUUCUAAGAAGAAGACCGUUUCUGCCUGAACGUACGAAAGAAGAAAUUCGAGCAGAAAUUAAUAUACUUCGAGCAGAAGCAGAUAUGCAGCUUUUAUCUAGAGUUUCCAAAACUAGCGUAAUUAGUACAGAGGAGCGGCGUGUUUCAUCAUAUAUACAGGAUGUCGGAUCAAAUAACAAGCUGAUUGCACAAUUCUUAAAUUCCAUAAAUCCCUUUGAAGAAGGUGAAUGGGAAAAUGGUACUAAAUUUCAGAGAAGUACCUUGAUAUUAAAAAUUCCCAUAAGGUUAAUGUUGCUACUGUUUAUGCCUAUAUGUGAUUACGAGUUGGAUGCUCAUGGCUGGUCAAAACUAUUAAACUGUCUGCAAGUUGCAUAUAUGCCGCUUGGUAGCCUUUGUUGCCUUUUCCGAAAUAAGUUUUAUCUAAUAAUAAACUACGUGCGCCUGAUGGUAUUGCUUAUACCGCCUGCAGCCUUUUAUUUAUUUUUGAGAACGAAAACAUACAGGCCACCAAAAUAUCAUGUCAUGUUCGCAUUACUCACCACCUAUGGAUCAAUGUUCAUCAUAUAUACAUGCGCUUGCGAAGUGGUUCAAGUACUACACAUAUUCGGGCUUAUACUUGGCAAAAGCAAAGCCUUUUUAUAUUGUACUAUAUUGGCUUGGGGUAAUGGUGUUGGCGAUUUAGUAUCGAACUUAACAUUUGCAUUUGGAGGUUACCAAAAAAUGGGAUUUGCAGCGUGUCUUGGAGCUCCAUUUUUCAAUACUCUUUUGGGGGUGGGUACAGUUUAUCUAUAUAGAUGCACAAAUGGUGAAAGAGGUUUUACACCGGCCAGAACUGGGUAUUUAGGUGAAAACAGUUUUGUGUUUCUUAUUGUAACGCUUUCCUGCUUACUGACAUGGACGCUGAGUACCAACUAUUACGCGCGACGUAUUAUGGGUCUUUUUCACGUUGCUUUCUAUAUACUUUUCGUAGGAUAUGCUUAUAUGGUCGAAACUGAAUUCAUGCAAACAUUUGCCCCUUUUGGGUAGAUAGCCAGCAUGAGAACUCUAACUGCGAGAUAUAUAAUAAUUGUCUGUCACAAUAUUUAACAAUUCCUUUAGCUGUACUUGUACUUUAUAAACCAAGGCCGGAGAAACCGCCAUAUUAUAAUGUUCCGUUAGAAUUUCACGCCACCUAUGGAUCAAUCUACAUACUUUUUCUUUGUGCUCAAAUCUCCAGCUUCUGGAGCUUUGUCACUGUCACCGGAUAACCAGAUUUGGGCUUGCGAAGUAAUUUAAAGAUUUUGUCAAUAUUACGAGAUUGACAUAUGAAGGUGUAAUUCACAGUCACAUACAGACUUCCAUCAAUAUAAUGGGCGAAACUAUGAAUUUCUCAUGGGAUAUCAGUAGCUCAUUGAUCGCGUUAAGGUAUUACACCAAACAAAAGCAGAUGCACUCUAUAAAAUAGGAGAAAAUGAUAUCAUACACAUAUUGCCAGCGUGAGCUACGCUUCAACAAAUAUGGUUAAAGUGAACGUUCCAGUUGUCCAAAUGGCAUAUCAGUGGCUGAUUGAUCGCAGUUAGGUAUCACACCAAGCAAAAGCAACUGCACUCUACAAGAUAGGAGAAAAGGAAGAUAUCAUCCAUAUAUUGGCGCACUGAGAUUCUAUUACGUAAAAGUGAACUGUCUCUACACGAAAUUGCAGUUGUUCAAAUGACAUAUUAGUAGCCGAUUGAUCGCGUUCAUCCACAUAUUGGCACACUGAGCUACGCCUCAACAAAUAAGAUUCUAUAAGGUUGUGAACUGUCUUUACACGGAUGUUGCAGUUGUCAGUAGCUGAUUGAUCGAGUUCAGGAGA